CGAGUAGAAUACACAGUUUUCGAGGGUGAAAGUGAGCUUAAUGAUGUCACAUCGAUCCCAUCACCACAAUCUCUGUUGUCCAGUGUUAUUCGCCGAUAUGGUUGCGAAUAAAGCACAUGCUGUCCGGAUCGAAGAGACUCUGAUUCGGCUGUUGUUCAGUUCUCAAUCGCGUUCCGGAUUAAACAGUUGAGCUAGUUGCGUUUUCCAAUAAUCCGGGUCGAUCGAUGAUUAGCCGCACUACUUGAAUAUAUUAUACAAAUUGCGUGCGUGCCCUAUGAAUCAGGGCAACAUGUUUUCAAUCUCGAAUCGCUUUCGAUUGCCCUUAUUUACGGCACCCAUUUGCAUCCUGAUUUGCGUAUUUCUGUUGGAUAGUCAGGCCAGGAGUAUAGGGGAUGAGUCCCAGGAAAACACGAUUACAGAUGAGACGGCGGAGUAUCUGCGAUCCUAUGGCGCGUUGAUGAAGUCCUACAUGAACUUGAGCGUCGAUCCGUGUGAUGAUUUCUACGAGUUCGCCUGCGGAAACUGGAAGAACGUGAAGCCGCCUCGGCAGGCCAGCCACAAGCGGAGCAAUCUCCUGGACAUUGUCUACACUCUGACGGACGUGACGGAGCAGCUGCUGACCAGGACGCAACUGGCGGAGGCUCUAAAUGUGUCUUCCGAGCUCCUCGUUGCACAGCGCUUCUACAAUUCGUGCCGCACUGCCGCCGACUUUCCAGCCGCCGAUCCCGCUUAUCUCUCGCUUAUCAGGUCGAUUGGUGGUUUCCCCGCCGUCGAUGGGCAGGCUUGGAACGCGUCCAGGUUCAGCUGGUUCAACAUGAGUGCCCAUCUCACCAACUACGGGGCCAACGGACUGAUCCUCGAGGAAAUCAUGCCGCAAUAUCCCUUCGAGCCGUACUUUAAAUUGCCUGAGCUCGGCUUCGAUUACUUCGUUCACACAGAUAACAUGGUAAAUUCAAGUUCACGGGCUUACACUUUAAACGAAAAGCGAAUGCGUGGCUACUUAAAUGCCUUUAAUCUCACAGAGGAUAAAAUCUCCUCUGUGAUCGAUGGAGUCUUUGACUUUUGGCGAGAGGCGGCCGCUGUUGAAGACAAGUUCGGAGGUGAAAGCGAUCAGUGUGUGGCUCUUGAAGCACCUGCAUUUGGCCAAUGGAGGAGCUACUACGAGAUCGCCUGGAAUGGUCUGAACUUCGAUAACGGCACGGACCCCAGUCAAUUCUGCGACUUUUACUACACGGAGUUGGAGAAGGUGUGCGCCAAGCACCAGGAGGCAGUGGCCAACUAUCUGGCCAUGGCGCUCCUAUACCGCAUGGACUCCAAGCUGAAGGAAAAGAAGCUCCAAAAGGAUCACUGUCUGCUGACCGUUCAGUUCACACUGGCCCAUCUUUUUAACAAGCUUUACAUGGCGGAACACUUCAGCGAGGAGACACACUCCGAGAUCUCUGCGAUGGUGAAGGAACUGCGAAAGUCCCUGCGUCAGGUCCUCGAGAACGCAGAAUGGUUAGAUACGGAGACGCGACGAGAGGCGCUGCAGAAGGAGGCCAGCAUCACGCCAGUGAUUGGCAGCUACAGGAACGAAGAGAUUACCAGCCUCUUGAUCGACGAGAUCGGGAAACUAUCCCUUGCCGACGAUAGCUACGCACAGAGCAUGAUCAACAUGCGACGUUUGGGCGCCGCAAUUCGACGACACAAUGGCCGGAAUUUCGAGAAAAUAUCCAACGACUCGAAGCCGCUGGAACUGCUCCUUGGAAUGCAGGUCAAUGCCUUCUACUACAACUUGGACAACUCGAUCUACGUGAUGGCUGGCAUACUGCAUCCGCCAGCGUACCACCGUUUGUGGCCCGACUCCCUGAAGUUUGGCACCCUGGGCUACCUGGUAGGUCACGAGUUGACCCACGGUUUCGAUACGGUGGGCUCCCUUUUCGAUGGCAGUGGUCAGAAGCGGAAUUGGUGGUCCACAAAGUCGGAGGCAGUGUUCCAGGAUCGAGCAAUGUGCUAUGUGGACCAUUAUAGCAACUACUUGAUACCGGAGAUUAAUCGAAAGAUCAAUGGAGCGGAAACCAAGGACGAGAACAUUGCGGAUGCUGGUGGAUUGAGGGAAGCCCUCGCUGCCUACAGGAGCCACAUGAAGCAGCUGCAAAGGAGGAUGGAGGACAACGAGACAUUGGCACCCCAAAACGAACAGAUGCCUGGCCUCGAUUUGUCGCCGGAGCAGCUCUUCUUUCUCGGCUUCGCGCAGCUGUGGUGCGCCGACUACGAGGAGGAGCACUACUGGGAGGAGCUUACCAAGGAGCACACCAUCGAUAAGUACCGCGUGUUGGGUGCCGUCUCAAACAGCGAGGAUUUCGCCGAGGUCUACAAAUGCGCUCUGGGGAAGCCCAUGCAUCCGAAAGCCGAAUCCUGUCGCGUUUUUUAGUCUGAAGUGAUUUUUACCAACAUAAUAUUAACAAAAAUGCUGUAAUGAUACAUUAAAAUGUAAAAAGAAUCUAUAA
Molecule: messenger RNA, 2489 nt
Organism: Drosophila takahashii
Lineage: Eukaryota; Metazoa; Arthropoda; Insecta; Diptera; Drosophilidae
Product: neprilysin-2-like
Biological process (GO): proteolysis
Cellular component (GO): plasma membrane
Molecular function (GO): metalloendopeptidase activity
Source: RefSeq, a predicted model, not a curated record